CCAAGUUAAAAUACUAAUCGCAUAAAAAUUUCUCAACUGGAUAAAUUAACUAAGUCCGACGAAGAAAAAAUGCCUCCCAAAUUGAAAUUCACCGAAGGUGAAAAGGUGCUUUGUUUUCACGGGCCAAUUAUCUACGAAGCGAAGAUGCUGAAAAGCGCAAUCAUGAAGGACAAACAGGUGAAAUAUUUUAUACAUUACGCAGGCUGGAAUAAAAAUUGGGACGAGUGGGUUCCUGAAAACCGCGUUCUAAAGUAUAACGAGGCAAACUGUCAGCGGCAACGCGAAGUUUCGAAACUGCAUUCCCCGCUAGUGAAAAACAAGAAAAAUAGUGCAAAGGCCAAAAAAUCGGACAUCCUAAUCGGUACUGGCACUCAGAGCAAGGACAACGAUUCGCGCGCUUCAACCCCUUCCAAGGAGGUGACCAAGGAGAAAGAAUCCGUUCCUGUGUCUGUGGCUUGUAGUUCAGCGACAACGUUGUCAUCGACUGUAACUACUCCGAGCGGGAGCUCCACACCGGUUACCGGACGCAAUAGAUCUUCGCUGAAAGCAGGUGCGGCUCCGAGCGCCAGCACGUCCUCUUCGUCAUGCUCAUCAUCGUCGGACGCGAUGGUUGCAUCUUCGAGUGUUAAAGAAGUUAAAUCAAGCGAGUGCAAGGAAUCGAGCGAAGCGAAGGCAAAAGACGAAUCGGGCAGUGAGCUGAACAACAGCGCUAGAUUGAAGAAACGUGGCCGCAGCGACACCAACUCCUCGAAUGUUGAAUCGGAGGAUCAAUUUAUGUCGAAAGUAGAGGUGAAGAUUAAAAUCCCCGAUGAGCUUAAACCAUGGUUGGUGGACGAUUGGGACGCAAUAUCGCGACAAAACAAGCUUGUUGAGCUACCGGCGAAGGUGACUGUGCAGGAAAUUGUUGAUAAUUACGUUCAGUACAAAAAGCAGAGCAAGAUGACCACGGCCACGAAGGAAACGGCCGUUACUGAUAUCGGAAAUGGUAUUGUUGAAUAUUUCAACGUCAUGCUGGGUUCCCAGUUGCUCUACAAAUUUGAGCGCCCGCAGUACGCAGAUAUCAUUCAACAACAUCCCGGAGAACCGAUGGCCAAAAUUUAUGGUUCGUUCCAUUUGCUCAGGCUUUUCGUGAAACUCGGUUCGAUGCUUGCCUUCACCUCGCUCGAUGAAAAGUCUAUCCAGUCCUUGAUCGCACACGUGCAGGAUUUCCUCAAGUAUUUGGUGAAGAACAGCAGCACUUUAUUUAACAUGCAGCAUUUUGUCAAUACCAGUCCCGAGUACCAUCGUAAGGCUCAGUAGUAGGACAAAACACUUUCCUUUAGAAAUUGGGCACUUAUUUUGUGUUAUAUUAUGUGCGCAAUGUGCGUUGAACUCAACAAACUAGUUUC
Anopheles cruzii is the source of this 1388-nucleotide messenger RNA. RefSeq names its product mortality factor 4-like protein 1 (gene MRG15). The record is from RefSeq and is a predicted model, not a curated record. Lineage: Eukaryota; Metazoa; Arthropoda; Insecta; Diptera; Culicidae. Bases 70 to 1299 code for a protein of 409 amino acids. The transcript is spliced from 3 exons. Gene Ontology annotation, cellular component: nucleus; NuA4 histone acetyltransferase complex. Gene Ontology annotation, biological process: chromatin organization; regulation of DNA-templated transcription.